Messenger RNA from Sorghum bicolor (sorghum), 1411 nucleotides. RefSeq lists its product as uncharacterized. The record is from RefSeq and is a predicted model, not a curated record. The transcript has 3 exons. Lineage: Eukaryota; Viridiplantae; Streptophyta; Magnoliopsida; Poales; Poaceae. The coding region runs from base 343 to 747 and encodes 134 amino acids.
ACCCACAAGCGUCGUAUCCCCCACGCCCAUCUCCUCAUUCUAUCCCGUAUUUUUUUUCUGAUCUAAUUUCGAGAUCGUGGGAAAAGUCGAGGAGACAUCGGUUUCACUGCCCCCUCCGCCGCACGACCCAGCUUCCCCGCCGCCGAGGGCUAGAGCCCAGCUUCCCCUACCCUAGUGGAUCUAGCGCCUCGUUCUAGUUCUCCAACCGUUGCCGGCUCAGCUAGGGCAGCGGCGACGGCGCCCCCCGGCUGUGGCGCCCUCCACGGCGCCCGGUGGCAGCAGCCCCUGGACGCAGCGUCCCUUCGACUCCGCCAAUGGAAGAGAUUGCGACUCGUCUUCCCCAUGCCCCUCCGAUGGUGGCCACGGCAGCAAGGUCCCUUCCCUUCAUCCGGCCGCGGCAUGGCCAUCGCACGGGCGGUGCUCCUCGACGACAAUAGUGACCGCGACCCAUCUCCCCUUCACCAACAGCAGCAGCGCCCCAUCUCUACUUCACCGGCGUGCUCGUGCCGUGAUGGGUCCCCGGUGGCGGCGUCCUCUGGCCCGUUCCCCUGCAGCAGCGGCACGGCACCCACCAGGUUGCGUUCUCUAGUGGAUCCAGGCACUGUUCGAGACCCAGCGCGGCGAGUCCGCCAAGCUCCGCACAUAUCAUACAAUGACGGUGGCACCUUGCCUUGUCGUUGCCGGACACGGUCCAUGGCAGCAGGUGCUGGGUGUUGGCAAAGCUUGGGCACUACCAGGCAUCAUUAGAUGCUGGCCCGCUCCACGUCAACCCGCCCACGCUAGCUAUGCCUGAUAGUCAUGGCAAGAACCCGAAUGCCUGAUAGUCAUGGCAAGAACCUGAAUGACUGAUAGUCCACGUCAACCCUGCAGGUAGUUUUCUUCUGCCUCUGGUUUCUUCCACUAAAAUUGUCGGCUAUUUUUUUCCAUUAAAUUUGUGUGACUAAAACUAACUUAGUUAAUUCACAUCUUCCAAUUCUAGCCCAGAGGUUACUCUUGACCAAAUUGGAUUUACCUUUCAUAUUCACUUUGAAGAUAUCGUAGGCAAUUUCAACUUACCUAGCUGCUCCAUGUCACGAAGCAAACUGUAUGCUCAUAGGAUUUUUGAGUUAAGCAAAUUGAUUAUGGGCUUUGUUUGUAUUUUUGUUUCAUUAGAGUUUGUAGAAUCAAAUCAACUUCUUUUUAUGUUGGCACAUCAAUUUUACUUGCCUGUGAUUUAUGGUCGUGGCUCAUAUUAAAACCAACCUUUUUUACAUUGUUUGUGUGCAUUAUUUUUUAUAUGCAACAGUUGACAAUUCAAUUUAUAGGAGAAUUAGUUAUUUCAUCAUUAAUCUUGUACAAAAGCAGAAGCCGCAGCUUUUUUAUGUUUAGAGCAAGUUGAAGUAGGCAUCAUUAGUCUGACCGAUGUCAAAAC